CGUCGUGACGACAGUCGUUUAAAAAAAGACCUUUUCUUAACAGUUGACUCGUUACAGCGGUCUAGCGGCACGAUAUGUCAGGAAUGGAGCAGCUUUGCAAACUUUUCGUUGGCGGCCUGAACGUCCAAACAACUAACGAUGGCCUCCGCGCUCAUUUUGAACAGUAUGGGUCACUAACCGACUGCGUGGUUGUCCAAAACGAUCAACUUCAGCGGUCUCGUUGUUUCGGCUUCGUAACCUACUCCUCCGCAGAGGAGGCUGAUGCAGCAAUGGCCGCCAGGCCACAUGUGGUAGACGGUAAAACCGUAGAGCUAAAGAGAGCCGUGGCUCGGGAAGACGCCGGGAAGCCCGAAGCUCUCGCCAAAGUCAAGAAGAUAUUCGUCGGGGGUUUAAAAGAGGACAUCGAGGAGAACACCCUCACCGAGUAUUUCUCGCAGUUCGGCAUGAUCGAGAAAUCCGAAGUCAUCACCGACAAAGACACCGGCAAGAAACGUGGGUUCGGCUUUGUCCACUUCGAAGAUAACGACUCGGCCGACAAAGCCGUCGUGCUCAAGUUCCACAUGAUCAACGGGCACAAAGUGGAGGUGAAGAAAGCGCUCACGAAACAAGAGAUGCAGGCCGCCGGUGGAGUUCGGGGCGGCAGGGGGAGAGGAGGAGGAAGAGGUAUGGGCCGUAAUCAAAAUGGCUUCGGUGGCGGGAGAGGAGGCUACGGGGGUGGCUAUGGCGGAGGCUACGGCGGCAGUGAUGGCGGCUACGGCGGCGGCUAUGGAAGCGGAGGCUAUGGAGGAGGAUACGGAGGAGGCUACGGCGAACAGAUGGGAGGCUAUGGCGGUGGUAAUGGUUACAGUGACUUUGGCAGCGGAUACGGCCAGCAGUCCUCCGGCUACGGGCCCAUGAAGAGUGGAAACACGUACGCCGGCAGAAGCGGAGCCCCUUACACCCGUGGCGGCGGGCCUGGUUACGGCAGGGGUGGCUACGGAGGCUACUAAAGCGGGUUGGGAAAGACUCGGAAAGCUGUCCCCCAAGGUUCUCUCUCGGUUUCCACGUUGGGCUCAUUCACCCGGCCAUGCAAGAGAUGGUGGACACUGUGAAAGCAUACCUUAAAGACCUCAAUUCUUAACAGGUAGGAAGAAGAUAUCUUCCCAGAAACCUGACUUGCUCGACCAGCUUUAGUUUUAGGACGUGUUCUGUUAUAUAUAUAUAUUAGAUAUCAUUUAUUUUCCUCGUUUUAGGUCAUGCAGCAAAGUUGGCCCUGGUUGUUUUCUUUUACUUGUGUGUUUUUUUUUUUUUUAAGAUUAGAAUUGUUCGUAACCCAUUCGUUUUAAAAUUCAGUUUUGUUCAACACUGGCGAUUUGUUGUCAAAAUGCAUUCUCCGUAGACUUGUUUUCUAUAUAAACUGUUGCCUAGCAUUGUCUUGGGGGAUUAACGCAUGCAGUUUUGAGUUUGUGUUCGUCUGUGUAAAACCCACCACGCGUUUUUCCAAACUAGUUUUAUCAUGAUGGGAUAGAUUAGCCUACGCCAUUUCUUUUAUUUUGUAAACCAGCGCGGAAACCCACUCAUGGAGUUCAGUUCAACGCUGUAUGAGCAUCAUUACUUCCAACAUUCUCUUGUGUAUUGUAUAUUAUGUCUUCAGAUCAAUCCAGUAUUGUUAAACAUUGAUAUGCAAUUGUAUGUUACUUUUUAAAUAAACGUUUCACAGCUUAA
Sinocyclocheilus rhinocerous is the source of this 1704-nucleotide messenger RNA. Its product is annotated as heterogeneous nuclear ribonucleoprotein A0-like. The record is from RefSeq and is a predicted model, not a curated record. The transcript has a single exon. The coding region runs from base 75 to 989 and encodes 304 amino acids. Gene Ontology annotation, cellular component: catalytic step 2 spliceosome. Gene Ontology annotation, molecular function: mRNA 3'-UTR binding. Gene Ontology annotation, biological process: mRNA splicing, via spliceosome. Lineage: Eukaryota; Metazoa; Chordata; Actinopteri; Cypriniformes; Cyprinidae.